Messenger RNA from Protopterus annectens (West African lungfish), 1252 nucleotides. RefSeq names its product ADP-ribosylation factor-like protein 6. Lineage: Eukaryota; Metazoa; Chordata; Ceratodontiformes; Protopteridae. Gene Ontology annotation, molecular function: GTPase activity; GTP binding. The record is from RefSeq and is a predicted model, not a curated record. Gene Ontology annotation, biological process: intracellular protein transport; vesicle-mediated transport; cilium assembly. Gene Ontology annotation, cellular component: cytoplasm; axoneme. The coding region runs from base 151 to 711 and encodes 186 amino acids. The transcript has a single exon.
UUUUCUUCCUUUCAUUAGUUUUUAGCACUAAGUCUGCCUGCAUCGAUAAGCAGCUUUAACUUUUAGGGUUAGAAGUGUUUCUUCACCAUUGUCUCACAUUUUCUGUCAUUUUCUGUGGCUCUGGGCUGCAGAGGAUAAACCACAGGUGUCAUGGGGCUGUUUGACAGACUAGCUGGCUGGCUUGGCCUGAAGAAGAAGGAGAUCAAUGUUAUUUGUCUUGGACUGGACAACAGCGGCAAAACUACCAUUAUUAAUAAACUUAAACCAUCACAUGCACAGGCACAAGAUAUUGUUCCAACAAUUGGGUUCAGCAUAGAGAAAUUCAAGACCUCCAGCUUGAGUUUCACUGUGUUUGACAUGUCUGGUCAAGGAAGAUACCGAAAUCUGUGGGAACACUACUACAAGGAAGGACAGGCAAUUAUCUUUGUUAUUGACAGCAGUGACAAGUUAAGGAUGGUGGUUGCCAAAGAAGAGCUUGACACCCUUCUUAAUCAUCCAGACAUCAAACACAGGAGAAUGCCUGUCCUUUUCUUUGCAAAUAAGAGUGACCUCAGGGAUGCCUUAUCAUCAAUAAAAGUUUCUCAGUUACUGUGUCUGGAAGAGAUAAAAGAUAAACCCUGGCAUAUUUGUGCUAGUGACGCACUUAGAGGAGAAGGUUUAGAAGAAGGAGUUGAAUGGCUGCAAGAUCAAAUCCAAGCAAUGAAAGCUUAGGAAAUGAAUAAUGUGACUGACUUCAAGACUAAAAAAAGAAAAAAGGAGCAAGCCUCUUAACUUUUUUGUUGGUAUUAUACAGGCUGUAUGUUUAAAGAAUUCAGGGAAUAAUUUUAAUCUGUGCAAUAUCUACCAGCACUUUCAGACUGUACUAGAAGAUAAUUUCAGUCUAGCCAGGAAAAGUGUUGCAUCUUGGUUACAAAUAGGUUGUCCACUCUUAGAUAGCUAAGAAUUACUGUUUGGGCGAUUUCAGAUUUCCUUUGAAACACCUAACAUUAGUGAGGUUAAAGUAAUUUAUUUAUAAGGGGAUCAACUUAUUUUCAUAUGUGAGACUAUACUGGCAUGAAAAAGCAAAUAUUGUAACCACAGAAAACUUACACUGAAAAAGCAAAUAUUGACUAAGCAGGAAUUACUUUUGAAUUGCUUUUUUUUUCUUAUUUUAUAUUUGUAUUUUACAGCAGCCUUGGUCUGUGACUCCAAAUGUUAAUGUACUAUAAAAGAUCCAUUUUAGCGGAAAACAAAUAAAUGCUCUUGUGCCAUA